GCGGAGCUUCAUGCUCUCACUUGGGAGCAGAUGAAGAUGAUGGUGCGUGGCAAGUUCCUUCCCCAGAGCUUUUGGGAUAGGAUGGAGCAUGAGUUCUACCAUUUGCAUCAGGGCAGCUCCACUGUGGACGAGUAUAUUCGCACUUUCACCCGAAUGUGCCUUUUUGCAGGCGUCUCGGUGAAUACCGAUGCCAAGAAGGCCCGCAAGUUUCUCAAGGGGCUUAAUCAGAGGAUCCGUGAACUGGUGGGGAGUCACGGACUGAUGUCUUUCACCGACACUGUGAGUCGGGCUCAGGAGGUGGAGAGCUAUCUCAUCCCGAUAGCUCCGGUCCCUUCAUAUUAUCAUGCCUCCCAGCCUUCUCAAAUCGUUGUUCAGCACUCUCAGCCCAUCUCACCAGUGCCGCCCGGCUCUAGUUCGGGCAAGAAGAAGGUAGAUUCCCACCGAGAUAACUGGAAGGGAAAGCGAGGAGGUCCAGACCGGCGCAAUCAUCCCUCUUCUGGAAACCGAACCUGCAAGAAAUGUGGCAAGUACCAUAGUGGCGAGUGCUUAGCCGACCAACGAACCUGUUUCAACUGCAACCGAUCGGGUCACUAUGCCAGUGUCUGUCCUGAGCCCAAGAGGCAGCAGCA
Messenger RNA from Striga hermonthica, 629 nucleotides. The record is from the annotation of a GenBank genome assembly. NCBI's taxonomy places the organism in Eukaryota, Viridiplantae, Streptophyta, Magnoliopsida, Lamiales, Orobanchaceae.